Tupaia belangeri chinensis (Chinese tree shrew) is the source of this 602-nucleotide messenger RNA. Its product is annotated as rho GTPase-activating protein 32-like. The coding region runs from base 158 to 601 and encodes 147 amino acids. Gene Ontology annotation, molecular function: GTPase activator activity. Gene Ontology annotation, cellular component: Golgi apparatus; fibrillar center; actin cytoskeleton. Lineage: Eukaryota; Metazoa; Chordata; Mammalia; Scandentia; Tupaiidae. Gene Ontology annotation, biological process: small GTPase-mediated signal transduction. The transcript has 4 exons. The record is from RefSeq and is a predicted model, not a curated record.
CAGUUUGUAUGACAGAGAAAGAUAAGGAUGAGGAAAACCCCGGGAAGCCAAGUCAAGGCUUCCAGCAGUGUUAGAAGGAGCCUGAGCCAUGCGGUGAGGACUCCCAAGGCUGUGUCUGCUGCUGUCCUGCGCGUCCGGCUGGGAUUUCCAUUCCUUUAUGCCCAGGAAGAUGAAGUCCUCAGUGCAUUCUGAAGAGGAUGACCUUGUUCCAGAGCUGCAUAGAAACGUUCACCCCCGAGAGCGGCCCGACUGGGAGGAGGCACUGAGCGCGAUGGCCAGAGGAGCAGACGUGCCGGAGAUUCCUGGAGACCUCACCCUUAAGACGUGCAGCAGCACAGCCAGCAUGAAGGUUAAACAUGUGAAAAAGUUGCCCUUCACGAAGGGCCACUUCCCGAAGAUGGCUGAGUGUGCACAUUUCCACUACGAGAAUGUUGAGUUCGGCAGCAUACAGGUACAUUUGAGAUGUUUCCUACGUCCUGAACCGACGCCUGUGUCGGGGCAGGUGGCACUCGGAAGUAGUUUUCCCAUCGCUGUCUCACUGGUUGAGGUGAAAACUUCUGUCCUCGUCCGUGGACUAAGACUUGAUGCCAAGCAGACCUAAC